UCGUCAGCAGGCAGAAGUACUUCUUUAUCUCUGAACUUUGACGUUGAUUGUGAUAGACUUGAACGGAAAGAAGCAGAGCAAAGAACAAAGAACAGAGGAGAGUAGGCGAUUUCUUGAAAAGCGAAGGUUCACUGCUGCAUUUAAGAACGCUUUUUCACUCAGGUAAUAUUAUUUCCUGUCUGAAGCACUGAUGGCUGUGAUGGCUGGCAGAGUGUGUGUCACUGUGACCCUGCUCAUGUGUGUUCUUGGAGGCCAAGCUCUGCACCUGCGGAGGCUGACUGCAACAUCAGGGAAUUCUCCCUCCACUCCCACAGUGCGCUGCCGCUGUGCGAGCUACCCAAACGUGACUCUUUGCUCGUGGCCUGAACCCUCUCACCCCACACCAACACACUACGUUGCCACUUACAGCGAGAGACACAGGCGGUCGGUCACCAAGCACUGCCAUCUCAUUCAACCCGGCUCUUCGUCCUCUGAUCUGAUUUCAACAUCGUCACCCUCAUCUGAUCAGCUCUGGCAUUGUCCCCUGCCCAGGCUGAAGCUCCUCACUGACUACAUCAUCAACGUCACUGCAGUUUAUUCUGGGAGAAACAGCGUCCAUCUUUCAAGCUUUAUGUUGGAGGAUAUAGUGAAACCGGAUCCCCCUGUAAACGUCCAGGUUAGCCCUUAUGACUUCAGAAACUUGUCGGUGCAAUGGUCUCCUCCCCCUACCUGGGCUCUCCUGGACAUCUUCCCUCUCAAAUACCAGAUCAAGUACCAGUGGGAAAGCAGAGGCAUCCAAAAGUCUGUCAAUUUGGGUCCAUAUGAGAGCACCAAGGUUGAGCUGAAGCUGAGGAGCCCCGGGAGGACCUACCUGUUCCAGGUGUGUGCUAAAGAGCUGCUGGGUCUGGGCGAGUGCAGCGACUGGAGCGCACCUGUAAAAAUCACCAUACCAAAAAAGUAAUCACAGAGACUCCUUAUCACUUCCUGUUUUGUUUAACUCUUUACUUUCAAGCUAGUCGUGAAGUUAAGCUGAAAAACUCUAGACAGGUUGCAUUCAAUGCAUGCAAAAGUUAUUUAUAUUUUGUUUUAUUUAUAAAUGAAUGAAUGGACUUCAUCUAUAAGGUGUACAACAAGCAUUUCCAUUUGACAUUUUAAUAUAUUUGUUGUAAUACUGUUGGUUUGAGAUGUUUCUCUUUGAAAAACUGAUACUGUGACAUUGGUUAUUACGUUUUUACAUUCCACUUUAUAAAUUAUGUUAUAUUAUAUUUUUAUAUAUUUUAGUCCUGACAUGAAAGCUCUACAUUUGUAUGAAAAAUAUAAUAAAAUCAACGCAUUCCAACUGAA
Messenger RNA from Eleginops maclovinus (Patagonian blennie), 1323 nucleotides. RefSeq names its product Epstein-Barr virus induced 3 (gene ebi3). NCBI's taxonomy places the organism in Eukaryota, Metazoa, Chordata, Actinopteri, Perciformes, Eleginopidae. Gene Ontology annotation, cellular component: membrane. The coding region runs from base 191 to 940 and encodes 249 amino acids. The record is from RefSeq and is a predicted model, not a curated record. The transcript has 6 exons. Gene Ontology annotation, molecular function: cytokine receptor activity; protein binding.